Acanthamoeba castellanii str. Neff is the source of this 969-nucleotide messenger RNA. RefSeq lists its product as uncharacterized. The record is from RefSeq and is a predicted model, not a curated record. The transcript has 5 exons. Lineage: Eukaryota; Discosea; Longamoebia; Acanthamoebidae. The coding region runs from base 1 to 969 and encodes 322 amino acids.
AUGGAUAGCCACCCCCUGCUUGCCGAGGCCGAGGAGGCCAUCGCCACCAGCCCGCUGGUGACUGCGGUGUGGUGGGUGAUGGUCUCCCUGCCCAUGCCGCUGGUCAACUUCGUCCACAGCCUCUACCUGUGCUACUCGAUGCGGCUGACCCUCGCCACCGUGCGCCCCCUGCCCUGGCUGCUGUCGCUGGCGCUCGCCAUGGGCUCCUGCCUCAUCGGGGCCACCACGCGCUACGUGCUGCUGGGCAAGCGGGCCGAAUGGCUCGCCUCGGACACCGCCCUUCCCACCUACUUCCUGGCCUGGCUCGCGAUGACUGUGUUGGAGAUGGUGCACAAGGCUCGGACCAUCACUGGAGCCGUUGACCUCACCGUCAAGACAUUCGCCGAACCGGUCUGGGUGGGUCCGAUUGUCAUUGGCGCCCUAUCUAGCUGCACGGGUAGCUUCUACCGGGUGAUUGUCGAGCGCGUCAUGCUCGGCGACAAUGGCUCCACGGAGUUCACCAAGCCUACCAUUCUGGGCCUCAAAAUGGGCGUCUACCUCUCUCUCUUCUACUAUUUCAGCACAGAUCCCUACGGUGUCUUCUUCAGCGCGCCCUGGUUAUCGAAGGAGGUGGCCACGCUGAUCAUGAUGUACUACCUCAUCGCGACCGGACUGACCGUGGUCCUGCUGGGCCCCAUCGCGCCCUUCCCCGUCAACCUGCUCGAGCGCAUCCUGCCCUCGCACCUGAUCGCCGGCCACCCGUUCAACGAUCUCAACGUCCUGCCGCCCCCGGUCUACUACCCCGGCAAGGCGCGCAUUGCCGAGGCCCGCGAGGCCAUGAUCAAGCGCCACAACGUGCUGCCAAGCUUGAGCAAGAGCAAGAGCAAGGCCAAGGCCAAAAAGUACGCCGACGAAGACGAAGACAAGUACGCCAACUACGCCAAGGAAUUCAAGGAAUCCAUGGAUGUGAAGGACGCCAAGGAUGUGUAA